This is a messenger RNA of Anisakis simplex (herring worm), 522 nucleotides long. The record is from the annotation of a GenBank genome assembly. NCBI's taxonomy places the organism in Eukaryota, Metazoa, Nematoda, Chromadorea, Rhabditida, Anisakidae.
CAGGAGCCGCUGCUGAACAGUGCGACUAGUUCGUUUGCAAAUAAUCCGUUCGCAUCUCUUGUUGAUAAUUCAUCAAAUACAACAUCGCGAAGUCAACGUGCUGGAGUGGAGAAUGCAGAAGCACUGCCGAAUCCUUGGGGUGGUUCUUCGGGUGCCAGUCAACCUACGAACACAACGGGGAACACUGGCAGCACAGGCGGCGCAAAUACUAGUGAGACAGCACAGUCACCGAAUUUCAUGGCUGAUAUGUUGAACUCGCCGGGCAUUCAAAAUCUAACACGUCAACUAUUGUCCGAUCCAACACUGGCUCAGCAGCUACUAGGUGGUGAAACGAUGAGCAAUGUGGCACAAAUGCUGCAGCAAAAUCCGACGUUGAUUCAGCAGAUGCUCGCAUCGAAUCCAAUUUUUGCGAACAAUCCGGCAAUGCAACAACAAUUGCAAGCAAUGAUGCCACAGCUGAUCAAUUCGGUUUGUUUCAGAAAUAAUUUUUCAUUGAGUUGUUUUUUUUUGGUGAUCAUGUAA